GGGGCGAGCUUCGCGGGGGCUGUCGGGAAAGGCGGUCGGCCUAUAUAAGCGGCCUGCGGGGCGUUCCCUCGCGCUGAGGUAGCCGAGCUGUCUCAGGGAGGCUGGUCGAGUUGGAGGGGGUGGCUUACAGUCGCUGAUCCAGCAUCUCAGGGACGAUGGCGGAGGGAGAUAAUCGUAGCACCAACUUGCUGGCUGCAGAGACUGCAAGUCUGGAAGAGCAGCUGCAAGGAUGGGGAGAAGUGAUGCUGAUGACGGAUAAAGUCCUCCGAUGGGAAAGAGCCUGGUUUCCACCUGCCAUCAUGGGUGUGGUUUCUUUGGUGUUUCUGAUUAUCUACUAUCUAGAUCCAUCUGUUCUGUCCGGUGUUUCCUGUUUUGUUAUGUUUUUGUGCUUGGCUGACUACCUUGUUCCCAUUCUAGCGCCUAGAAUUUUUGGCUCCAAUAAGUGGACCACCGAACAACAGCAGAGAUUCCAUGAAAUUUGCAGCAAUCUAGUAAAAACUCGGCGCAGAGCUGUGGGCUGGUGGAAACGCCUCUUCACACUAAAGGAAGAAAAGCCUAAAAUGUACUUCAUGACCAUGAUCAUUUCUCUUGCUGCGGUUGCUUGGGUGGGACAACAAGUCCACAACCUGCUUCUCACCUACCUGAUAGUGACUUUCUUACUGUUGCUUCCUGGACUUAACCAACAUGGAAUCAUUUCAAAGUACAUCGGAAUGGCCAAAAGGGAAAUCAACAAGCUUCUCAAACAAAAAGAAAAGAAAAAUGAAUAAUUCAUUUGCUUUCUUCAAUGUGAUUAAUGGAGUGUACAUUAUCCCUGGGAACAGUUUCUACUAUACUAUGUGGAUACUAAAAUGUUACAGAAGUAGCUCUUUGCUCUCCCUCACUCUGCCCGUAGUUAAUAGAAAUUCAGACUCGCCAAGUAUGGCUUUGUGCAUAGUGUCUUCAUGUCAAGUGUAGUUGGAUACGUUCUCAUCCAUUGGCCUUAAUAUGGACAACUCAUUAGUGAGUGUGACUUACUUUGAUUUUUCUCACCCAGCGUUAAUUGAAUUCUUACUUUUAGGCAACUUCCUUUAAAAUAACAUAGUGGUGGACUUUACCCUUUAGUUCAGUUAAUGUGACUUUGGAUAAUUGUUGGAGUUGAUCUUUGCUUUAGCUAGAUACAAGAUAGUGGUCUGUGGCUACAGGAAGCUGGUUCUACUGUCUGCUUUCACAGUCUGCUUAAAAAACUGUCUGAUUUCAGGAAUAUAGAGACCAAAUUUAUCACUUCUGAUGAAGAGACCAGUUAAGAAUCAUUCCUCAUUCUGUUUCUUUGCUGUGGGGAAGAAUCCCCAUGGAAUAAAAUGAAACUAAUUCCAUGCCCUAGUGUAUGUAGGUUUCUCUUGUGUAAAACUUAACAAUUUGUAGGAAACAUUGGUCCUUUCUCCCAAAUGAGGAAAAUCUGACAGGCUUAGAGCUCUUGUCCCCUUGCACUAAGACUUCAAGUUAGUAAAUAUGUAAAGGCUUUUUAAUAGCAGACUUCCAAAAGAUUACAUUUAGGAUUUUUAGCAUACUUUUAAUUUUAUAUUUUCAGCUGACAUUAGCUAUAACAUACAGUAGGUUAAGACUCAUCUAUGACCUUUACUCCAAGACCAGCCAGUAAAGGCCAAAAGUCAUCUUUGUUUAGUCAAGAUUCAUUUCAGUAGAAAGUAGUCUUAUCUGCCUAAAUUUUCAGACCAGAAUAAGCCUUUAAGUGUAAUUCUCAUUUUAUGGUAAUUACCUGGCUUUUUUAGUCCCUGUAGGUUUGGCAUAAAAGAUAGUGAUUACACUGGCAUCUGACAUUUUUCUAAAUAUUUCUCUUAAAAAAUGCAAGGGCUGUUGGUGAGAGCAGACUUGAGUGGUGAUAGUUGGCCUCUGGUCUACUUAGAUUUUGUAAUUUCUUGGAAAGCCUGUUAGAAUCAUUCUUUCCUUCUCAGUAGCUAGCAAUUUAGAGUAGCUGAAAUCUAUAGGAAUGAAUCUUUGAGGGCCAAAAAUGUGACAUAUUUGGGAACAAUUCUUAAACUGAUUAACUAGCUGUAAUAUAGUUUUGUGAAUUUAUUGCACUGAUGCUGUAAAACCUGUACCUUGUGGUAUAUCUGUCCCUAUUAAGUGUUAUUUUCUCUCCCUUUAAUAUUGCUGUAAACAGUGAUACCCAUUGUAGCAUAUGUUUGAUUUUUUUAAUGUUUCAUGUGAAAACUACCUUAAUUUUACAAUUUUUUCCUCAUUGUAAAUAAGCCCUUCCUCCUACCCAGAUUUUUUUGUGUAUACGUGUUCUACUGAAUUCUACUACUUUUACAGUUUUAAUCCUGUAUUAUUUCUUCUACUUUGUUUUGUGUAAAUGGGGAAAAUAAAAAAAGCUGGAAUUUU
Microcebus murinus (gray mouse lemur) is the source of this 2379-nucleotide messenger RNA. It is a transcript of the gene ARL6IP1, whose product is annotated as ARL6 interacting reticulophagy regulator 1. NCBI's taxonomy places the organism in Eukaryota, Metazoa, Chordata, Mammalia, Primates, Cheirogaleidae. The record is from RefSeq and is a predicted model, not a curated record. Gene Ontology annotation, biological process: cotranslational protein targeting to membrane. Gene Ontology annotation, cellular component: membrane; Sec61 translocon complex.